AUGGCAUUGUUCUUGGUGCUAAUGCCGGUUGAAACUCUUCAAUGUUACGAUUGUUAUGACUGCGAGGUUGCUGAAGAUCUAAAUGAGCUGCAAAUUUGUGGCGAGUUUCCAAUGAAUCCCAUAACACGCAAAACAACUACAACCAAAGCAACAACAGCAAGCAACAUUUCGAACAAUACAACACGAACUCCUGGAAAUGAUGAUGAUGAUUCGGAUGAGCUAAGUGAUGAAGACGUUGUACGCAACACGACUUUACGUCCAGGUAAUACGAUACCAUCAAGAAGGACAACAACUGCCACGACACGCCGUACAACGGUGAAAGUUGACAGUGAUGAGAGUGAUGAUUACGAUGGGAGCGAAGAUGAGGAGGACAGACGUAUGCGACAAGACGAUGCGGUGUGUUAUAUGGUGAAAUUAAUAGUCAACGACACCAUCAUUACGAAACGCGGCUGUGCGACAAUGAUCCGUGGCAAUAAUGUGCAAACUUGCAAAUCGAUUAGCUCGGGCUGGAGCAUGGACGAUUGUCAGCUCUGCGACACGGAUGGUUGUAAUAAGUUUGCUGAUGAUGACUUUAGCUGGGAAGCUGCAUGGAAUGGUGGCGAGCAGUUAGGAAAGGGUGUUUGGUUCAUCCUACCGACGGUACUGCUUAAGAUCUUACUGUGAGAUACACAGAAAUCUGCAGAAAAUUAUUUUUCAUAUUAU
Messenger RNA from Ceratitis capitata (Mediterranean fruit fly), 702 nucleotides. RefSeq lists its product as uncharacterized. The transcript has 3 exons. Bases 1 to 663 code for a protein of 220 amino acids. NCBI's taxonomy places the organism in Eukaryota, Metazoa, Arthropoda, Insecta, Diptera, Tephritidae. The record is from RefSeq and is a predicted model, not a curated record.